AUGGCUGCGAUCGGCGGUCAGGCUCUAGGGGUGGUUCUUGGGGUCUUACGCCCAAACUCCGCAAUUUCCGCACUGACUGCGAGAGAGGCAGUAUCAGCAAAGUCUAAUCGUGAGGACUUUAACAAAGGAAUUAUUCCCACUGCUUCCGGGUAUUUCCACUGCCAUGUGAUUUUUGCCUUUAUCUAUUACGGUGUAUUGGCUCCUGCAAAUCCCGAAGGUAGCUAUCGUGUAUCAGCUAGCCUGCGCUAUUGCGUCAAAACAAAUAUACCAACCUACUGUACCCCAGAGACGCCUGUGAUUGGUGAACUGAGAUGA
Molecule: messenger RNA, 315 nt
Organism: Aspergillus niger
Lineage: Eukaryota; Fungi; Ascomycota; Eurotiomycetes; Eurotiales; Aspergillaceae
Exons: 2
Coding region: 1-315 (104 amino acids)
Source: RefSeq, a predicted model, not a curated record